UUUCAUAAUAAAAACAGUCGUUUGCUAGACCGGAACGUGGUAGUGAAUCGUUGAUAACAUUAUAGUUGUUUUUUUUUUAUUAAAUACCUACUUCAGAAUUUUUCAACAAUGUGUAAGACCAUAUUUGCAGUCCUACUGUGCGUUUUGGCACUGGUUAUUUCGAGCUUAGCUAAACCUCAUGGCUCCCAUGAACGCCGAGGAGGUUAUGGUUAUGACGGGUAUGGACACGGUGGACAUGGAUAUGGAGGUUAUGGUUAUGGUGGGCCCGGUGGAUACGGAUACGGAGGUCACGGGGCACCAGCGGUCAUCGUUGGCGGAGGUGUGCGUCCUGGAUCUGCUGUAAUAGUAGCGCCAGCGCGUCCUGCAGUUGUCGCUGUUCGACCACCUGUUAUUCUAGGCUAAGAGAUUUUCAUACAAAAUUUGAAACUGAGGAAUAGCGUUGUAAGCCCAGACAUGACGAAUAAAC
Molecule: messenger RNA, 466 nt
Organism: Uranotaenia lowii
Lineage: Eukaryota; Metazoa; Arthropoda; Insecta; Diptera; Culicidae
Product: fungus-induced protein 1-like
Exons: 3
Coding region: 109-402 (97 amino acids)
Biological process (GO): chorion-containing eggshell formation; multicellular organism development
Cellular component (GO): egg chorion
Molecular function (GO): structural constituent of egg chorion
Source: RefSeq, a predicted model, not a curated record